UCCAAUUGACUGCAGUCGCUAGACCCUCCGCAAUUGGCCGAGUCUGCACCAUGCUUGCUUCCAGACAGGUUCUGGGCAGUAUUGCUCGGAGCCGCGCCCUGGGUGGCGCGGCCAGCAGCGUCCGCCGUCUGGCCACCGUCUCCGAUUCUGCCCUCGACAGAAAGGUCCGCCAGAACAACUGGGAGGAGAACAACUUCAUCAACUACAAGAAGAUGUCCGAGAACCUCUCUAUUGUUCGCAGCCGGCUCAACCGACCCUUGACCUUUGCCGAGAAGAUCCUGUACUCUCACUUGGACGACCCCCAUGGCCAGGAGAUCGAGCGAGGCAAGUCCUACCUGAAGCUGCGACCCGAUCGUGUGGCUUGCCAGGACGCCACUGCUCAGAUGGCCAUCCUGCAGUUCAUGUCUGCUGGCAUGGACUCCGUUGCGAACCCUACCACUGUCCACUGCGACCAUCUGAUUGAGGCCCAGGUCGGCGGCGCCAAGGAUCUUGAGCGCGCCAUCGGCAUCAACAAGGAGGUCUACGACUUCUUGUCCACUGCUUGUGCCAAGUACAACAUUGGUUUCUGGCGUCCCGGCUCUGGUAUCAUCCACCAGAUCAUCCUUGAAAACUAUGCUUUCCCCGGUGGUCUCCUCAUCGGUACCGACUCGCACACUCCCAACGGUGGUGGUCUUGGUAUGGCCGCCAUUGGUGUUGGUGGUGCUGACGCUGUUGACGUCAUGGCCAACCUCCCUUGGGAACUCAAGGCCCCCAAGGUCCUCGGUGUCAAGUUGACUGGUCAUCUCUCCGGCUGGACUGCGCCAAAGGACAUCAUCCUCAAGGUCGCUGAUAUCCUGACUGUCAAGGGUGGUACCGGCUACAUUGUCGAGUACCACGGCCCUGGUGUUGAAGGCAUCUCCGCCACUGGCAUGGGUACCAUCUGCAACAUGGGUGCCGAGAUUGGUGCCACCACCUCUCUCUUCCCCUUCAACGACCGCAUGUAUGACUACCUUGCCGCCACCAAGCGCAAGGACAUCGGAGAUUUUGCCCGCUCUUAUGCUUCUGAGCUUCGCGAGGACGAGGGUGCCGAGUAUGAUCAGCUCAUCGAGAUCAACCUGUCUGAGCUCGAGCCUCACAUCAACGGUCCCUUCACCCCCGAUCUGGCCACCCCCAUCUCCAAGUUCAGCCAGGCCGUCAAGGAGAACAACUGGCCUGAGGAGCUCAAGGUCGGCUUGAUCGGCUCUUGCACCAACUCCUCCUACGAGGACAUGUCCCGCGCCGCCUCCAUUGCUCGUGACGCUCUCGACCACGGCCUCAAGUCCAAGGCUGUUUUCACCGUCACCCCCGGCUCUGAGCAGAUUCGCGCUACCAUUGAGCGUGACGGCCAGCUCAAGACCUUUGAGGAGUUCGGCGGCAUUGUUCUCGCCAACGCCUGCGGUCCUUGCAUUGGUCAGUGGGAUCGUCGGGACGUGAAGAAGGGUGAGGCCAACUCCAUCCUGUCCUCAUACAACCGAAACUUCACUGGACGUAACGACGGCAACCCCGCCACCCACUCUUUCGUCACCUCUCCUGACCUGGUUGUUGCCCUUUCCAUCGCCGGCACCCUGCACUUCAACCCCCUCAAGGACAAGCUGGUUGGCAAGGAUGGCAAGGAGUUCAUGCUCAAGCCUCCUACCGGCGACGGCCUCCCCGUCAGGGGUUACGAUGCCGGCCAGAACACGUACCAGGCCCCGCCCAAGGAGCGUGCCGACGUCCAGGUCCAGGUCAGCCCCACCUCUGACCGUCUCCAGAUCCUGCAGCCUUUCGCUCCCUGGGAUGGCAAGGACGCCAAGGAUGUGCCCAUCCUCAUCAAGGCCAAGGGCAAGACCACCACCGACCACAUCUCCAUGGCUGGUCCCUGGCUGAAGUACCGUGGCCACCUUGACAACAUCUCCAACAACAUGCUGAUUGGCGCCAUCAACGAGGCCAACAACGAGGCCAACAAGGUCCAGAACUUCACCACUGGCGAGUGGGAUGCCGUCCCGGCUGUUGCUCGUGACUACAAGAAGAAGGGCGUCAAGUGGGUCGUCGUUGGUGACUGGAACUACGGCGAGGGCAGCUCCCGUGAGCAUGCUGCUCUGGAGCCUCGUCACCUGGGCGGCCUGGCUAUCAUCACCCGAAGCUUCGCUCGUAUCCACGAGACCAACCUGAAGAAGCAGGGCAUGCUUCCUCUGACCUUUGCUGACCCUGCCGACUAUGACAAGAUCAAGCCUGAUGACCGGAUUGACCUUCCCUGCACCAAGCUUGCUGUUGGCGAGCCCCUCAUCAUGACUGUCCACCCCAAGGAGGGCAAGCCUUUCGAUGUCAAGCUGCUGCACACCUUUAACGAGGCCCAGAUUGAGUGGUUCAAGAACGGUAGCGCCUUGAACACCAUGGCCAAGAAGGCCCAGAAAUAAAAGAAGAGAAAAGAAUGGGGUGUGGAAGAUGGCGGCGUGAAAGUCAUGGCAUUGAAAGCCCGCAAUCUCGUGAGCUCUCGCGAGUUAUGAAGAAGUUGUCCCGGGGCGGUAUUAUCGGCUCGAUGCGUCUGGAGUCAUUAUAUGCUUUUGAGUG
Trichoderma reesei QM6a is the source of this 2568-nucleotide messenger RNA. Its product is annotated as aconitate hydratase. Bases 51 to 2414 code for a protein of 787 amino acids. Gene Ontology annotation, molecular function: 4 iron, 4 sulfur cluster binding; aconitate hydratase activity. The record is from RefSeq and is a predicted model, not a curated record. The transcript has 4 exons. NCBI's taxonomy places the organism in Eukaryota, Fungi, Ascomycota, Sordariomycetes, Hypocreales, Hypocreaceae. Gene Ontology annotation, biological process: tricarboxylic acid cycle. Gene Ontology annotation, cellular component: cytosol; mitochondrion.